Fulmarus glacialis (Northern fulmar) is the source of this 795-nucleotide messenger RNA. Its product is annotated as NIPA-like protein 2. The transcript is spliced from 8 exons. Gene Ontology annotation, biological process: magnesium ion transport. Gene Ontology annotation, molecular function: magnesium ion transmembrane transporter activity. Lineage: Eukaryota; Metazoa; Chordata; Aves; Procellariiformes; Procellariidae. Gene Ontology annotation, cellular component: membrane. Bases 1 to 795 code for a protein of 264 amino acids. The record is from RefSeq and is a predicted model, not a curated record.
AUGAAAUACAAAAAAUGUCUUUAUAUUUCUGUUCUAGGUAGUGCAUUUAUUUCUGUCUUAUUCCUAAAGAAGACCAUGAGGGCUGCUGAUAUAUUGGGAGGAACACUGACAGUAACAGGGACAUACUUGUUGGUGACAUUUGCUCCAAAUGUACCCCAAGAGCUCACAGCAAGACGAGUACAGAAUUACUUAGUGAGCUGGCCUUUUUUGGUAUAUUCGAUCUUAGAAAUUAUGAUAUUCUGCAUUCUCCUCUAUUUUUACAAAAGAAAGGCUGUGAAGCACAUGGUGGUUUUGUUAAUGAUGGUAGCACUACUGGCAUCGCUGACUGUCAUUGCUGUAAAGGCUGUGGCCAGCAUGAUAACACUCUCUGUGAAGGGGAAAAUGCAGUUAACUUAUUCUGUUUUCUAUAUCAUGACUGUUUUAAUGGCAACUUCUUGUGCUUUCCAAGUCAAGUUCUUGAAUCAAGCAAUGCAUCUGUACGAAGCGACAGCAGUUGUGCCCAUGAAUUUUGUGUUCUUCACCACCAGUGCCAUCAUCUCAGGGGUCAUAUUUUAUCGGGAAUUCCAAAGUGCAGCUUUGCUGAGCGUGUUCAUGUUUCUGUUCGGGUGUCUCCUAUCUUUCCUUGGUGUAUUUGUAAUUGCAAGAAAUAAAAAAGAGGAGCAUUUGCAAAUUCCUUUUAUUGACUGUGGACAUAUUCCUGGACAAAAAUUGACAGGCAAAAUACAACCAGAUUCUCACAGUUCACGCUAUGGCACUUUGAAUAAUGAAGAUGACUCGGUGAAAAGUCAAAGCUGA